AUGGCCCAGGAUCAUGACAUAUCCAAUGUUAACUGUAGCUGGACCUCCUCAAAGCAUCGACCAGGGUGGCACAUACUGCCCUAUGCCACCACCGUAGAUCCGCCCCUGCUGGUCUCUACCAUUAAUACCAGCAGCCUUUCCUGUGCUGCUGUCCCAAUGCGGGACACUAGGAGAGCUCAGCCCACCAGGAACAAGCUGCUGCUCAUCUCCUUUGAUGGUUUCCGCUGGAACUAUGACCAAGAUGUGGACACCCCUAACCUGGAUAAGAUGGCUAAGGAUGGGGUGAAGGCACAAUACGUCACACCGCCCUUCAUCACCAUUACCAACCCCACGCACUUCACUUUGCUCACAGGACGCUAUGUUGAGAAUCACGGAGUAAUCCAUAACAUGUGGUUCAACACUACUACUCAGGAGAAGAAGGGGUACUACAUGACUCAGUUUGUUGAUUCAUACUGGGACAACGGCAGCUUACCCAUCUGGAUAACAGCACAGAGACAGGGUCUCAAAGCAGGAUCUCUACAUUUCCCUGGCAUAGCAGCCACCUACAAAGGGGAGACUGUCAGGGUGAGGGAAGUGGAACCACGUUUAUAUGAUUAUUCUAAUGAAACAGAGUGGAGGCUGAACAUCGACAAAGUGAUUGGAGAGUGGUUCCACCAACAGGACCUGGACUUUGUCUCUUUGUAUUUUGGAGAACCAGAUGGGACUGGGCACCGAUAUGGACCAGAUUCCCCAGAACGCCGGGAAAUGGUUCAACAAGUGGAUCGUACUGUGGGCUACAUCAGGGAUAAAAUCCAAAAUCAUGGCCUUACUGACCGACUCAACGUUAUUAUCACUGCUGACCAUGGGAUGACUACUGUUCUACGGGGUGCACAGGUUGAAGAGAUCAUCCUCUAUAAGAUUCCUGGUUUCAACUUCAGUGAUAUCCAGUUCCAUCUGGUGGACUAUGGACCUGUUGGGAUGCUGCUUCCUAAGGAUGGGAUGCUUGAGAAGGUCUACAGUGCCCUCAAAGGAAGUCACCCACAUCUUCAUGUGUAUAAAAAGGAUGAGAUGCCAGUGUGGCUGCACUAUAGUAAACAUGCUCGACUCCUUCCCAUCAUCCUUUUUGCUGAUCCAGGAUACGUAAUCAAUGGGUUCUUCCCUGUGCAGUUCAACAAAGGAGAGCAUGGCUUUGACAAUCAAGUGAUGGACAUGAAGCCUUUCUUCAGGGCAGUUGGGCCUGAUUUCCAGAAGGAUUUAGUGGUUGGGCCCUUUGAGACUGUUAAUGUGUACCCACUCAUGUGCCAUUUACUAGGAAUAAACCCAGAGAUCAAUGAUGGACACCUCGACAAUACCAAGCAAAUGCUGCUCCCCAAGAAAAACACAGAAGGAUAUUACCGUAGGUUCAUCCAAGGCUACUCCAACAUCGUUAAACCUUUGCAUGACCUUACUGCUGGAUAUCCUCCAUCACAGCGGAAACUCAGAGCCACCUUCAAGCGAGAGCAAUAUUUGGAUCCUAAGGAACCACUUGCCAGUCGCUGGACUCCUGCAUAUGCUAGUUCUACCGGGCUAGGAGCUAUUCUGUACCAGGAGCAACAAGGACAAAACCAGGUGAUUGCCUAUGCAAGUCGUGGUCUGUCGAGGAGUGAGUCAAAAUAUCCAGCUCACAAACUGGAGUUUCUGGCUCUCAAGUGGGCUGUGACGGAGAAGUUUCAUGACUACCUCUACGGCACCAACUUCACUGUCAUUACUGACAGCAACCCACUCACCUAUCUACUUACCUCUGCUAAAUUAGUUGCCACCAGUUACCGUUGGCUCUCUGCUCUUUCCACAUUUUCAUUCAAAAUCAUGUACAGAUCUGGUAGGCAAAAUCCAGAUGCUGAUGCUCUCUCUCGCAGGCCACAUGGAGAACUCUCCAAUGACCAGAUGUCCCAAAAGGAGAGGGAGAGAAUUCUCCGAUUUGCCCAACAUCAUCUUCUGGAUCAGUCUUCCUCAAUUUCCAUCGAUCAACGCACAGUCAAGGCCCUUUGUGACCGGCAGCUCGUUUAUAGUAUGGCUGAAAAGAUGUCCACCACCGCACUCAUCCAGUCACUAACUGCCCAUGCCGACAGUUUGCCUGACAGCUUCAUCAACGACACUCAGUUUGCACCUCCUGUUGUUCCUCAGCUGACAAAUGCUGAAAUCGCUGAGAGACAGAGGGAAGACCAGACCUGA
Maylandia zebra (zebra mbuna) is the source of this 2190-nucleotide messenger RNA. NCBI's taxonomy places the organism in Eukaryota, Metazoa, Chordata, Actinopteri, Cichliformes, Cichlidae. The record is from RefSeq and is a predicted model, not a curated record.